Gastrolobium bilobum is the source of this 829-nucleotide messenger RNA. RefSeq lists its product as uncharacterized. The coding region runs from base 39 to 461 and encodes 140 amino acids. The record is from RefSeq and is a predicted model, not a curated record. Lineage: Eukaryota; Viridiplantae; Streptophyta; Magnoliopsida; Fabales; Fabaceae. The transcript has a single exon.
UAAUAACUAUUUGCCCAAUUGCACAACUCUCUUAUAACAUGACCGUGGACGAGCACGAGCACAAGAACAAGAACAAGCAAAAGCAGAACACAUCUCUGUUAAGCCGCUUAAGGAUGGUGGUGCGCAAGGUGAGGCUCCUAUUAAGCUCCACCCUACUCAGCCACACGUGGCAUGCUGCAACCGUACUCCGCCGAGCUUCUCCGACCAAACGCAACCUUAGUUUCAACGAUCGACCCGGAUUGAUUCAAUGUUCGGAGGAAACUGGUUCGGAGGGUUCGGUUUCUUCUCCUCCUGGCCUUCAGAGGACCAUAAGCUGUCCUUCAGAUGAUGAUAUUGAUAAAAGAUCAGAGAUUUUCAUAGCUAACUUCAGAAAGCAGCUUCAGAUGGAGAGGCAAAUCUCCUUGCAGCUACGUUAUCGCAGGGAGAAUAGUUUUGAAUUGGUCUCUCCACGAUUAUGUUGAGUUUGAUUUUGGUUUCUUGAGUUUGAGGUUUACUUGAUGAUGGAGGACUUUGUGUUUUUUCGAAAAAGGAUCUCUAUUAUGAUCAAGUCAACGUGAAGUGAUGGCUGGUUUUCUAUGAAGGCUUUGCAAUUUGCAUCGAUGGCCGAGAGAACAUGUAAAAACAAAUUCUGAAUUUUUUAUCUUUACUCGGGGUGAUAUAUAAGAAGGCAAAAUUCUUUUGUUAGUGUAUGAAGUUUUGAAGUUUUGGGAUUGUUUUAAAUCUUCUGUAAUAAUUUGCCGCAAUAAGAGGAGCCUGGGAACAUCUGAUGUUUUUGUUAGUUGUUCCUUCGCUCUCGUAUAUUUCAGUAUUUGCUUCUUUCUUAUUGUCC